AUGGUAGAGCACACAUUUCCCCAGGAACCGUACCGGGUGUGCCACGAACAGCACGCCACCCCGCAGAUGGACAAUGGAACCGUUAUGUGCAUUCACCAGUGCUACUACAAAGCGAUCGGUAUGUUUGCCGCCGAUGGCAAAGUGAACACCGACGCGUACAUCAAGUACCGGGACGAGCUGGAUCCAACGCUUCGGGAUGCGUUUUCCUACUCCAUGGUGGUGUGUGCGAAGAUCAUCGCAAAGCGUAUGAACAACAAUAUCGCAGAAGUCAACAGAAUGCGUUGCAGCCCGCUGCCCUACCUGUUUAACCGUUGCCUGAUGGAGGUUGGCAUCGGGAACUGUCCGCCGGAGCGGUGGAUGAAUUUCGAGGGACAGCCCGUCGUUCACUGCAAUCAGCCACCGUUGGAAGUGCAUCCCAAAGAUUGUUGCCAGCUCCCUUCACUGAUCGAUGAGGAGCUGCUGCGCAACUGCAAGACACUGUACGGUGGGGAACCGCUGCAGCGGAAGCUAAUCUACGAGCGUGGCAAGUGCUUUGUAGAGUGCGCUCUUAAUGCAACGGGUACGCUAGUGGGCGGUGUGCUCGAUCAGGCCAAAAUACUGCACGUGAUCGUGACGGCCACGCAGAACGAUCCGGCCGUCAUGCAGCUGUUCCAGAGCAGUACGUUGCAGUGCUUUCAAACCGUGGGUGCUGGUGGUGGUGGUGCAAGCAGCCCUGCAGGCUGCAGUAGCUUGGGCGUUGAUUUUGUCGGUUGCGUUAACAUCAAAAACUUUGUGAACUGUCCACCGCACAUUUGGAGCAACAGUGCGCAGUGUAACGCCUUGAGGCAGUACAUUCUGGAGUGUCCCCAGCCGUUCUAG
Molecule: messenger RNA, 858 nt
Organism: Anopheles coluzzii
Lineage: Eukaryota; Metazoa; Arthropoda; Insecta; Diptera; Culicidae
Exons: 6
Coding region: 1-858 (285 amino acids)
Molecular function (GO): odorant binding
Source: RefSeq, a predicted model, not a curated record